AUUCUUAUCCACAGAGAGGAGGAUGUGGAGAAAGCGUUUCUGGUGGAACGGGGAGUUGUGAUGUGAUUUCGCGUGGAGAAACCAAGAAACCAGGCUUGAGCUUUCCGACAUCAACAUCCGCUCAAGCAGCAUUAGAACUUCAACAGCAACCUACGCAUACACUCCUUGGUCAGCUUGCAGGCACUAUACAGCGUUUGCCACACGACACACACAUAUUCGCCAUCUGUAAUUCCCUUCAUAAAAGCAUAAUGAACCGCCUCACACCAUCCCUCCGCCAUAUCCGCCUCGUCGCACCACGGCCGAUAACCCCGAUAUCAACCCGGCUAUGUCCUCCACGGAGUCUAGGGACGGUGGCGGGGUGCCGGGGGUUUGCGUGCGGGGUGGGGAUGCAGAGGGAUGUGAUACUGAGUCUGCACAUACGGUCGAAUGCGCAUUCGAAUGGGGAUGGGGGGGCGAGGAGAAUCCCGACGAGGGGUCUCGCAUCAUCCCCAGGGACCCAAAGCAGCGAUCCAUCACCAUCACGCUCCCCGGACCCAGCAUCAGUGACCCCCGACGACCGGAUGGUGAUCCAGCCGAUUGGGGCGGAUGCGACCUAUUUGGAUGUUUUCUUCCCGGAGGGGGCGGACGAGGUGGGGGGGAGGGAAGCGAGGAAGUGGCGGUUUGAUGUAGAUGAGGCGGGGUUGAAGAAACGGUUCCUGGAGUUGCAGAGGGUCGUGCAUCCGGAUGGGUUUGCGGGCAAGUCGAAGACAGAACGCCUCUGCGCGGCCCAACAAUCCACCUUCAUCAACAAAGCCUACCAAACCCUCCGCGACCCGCUCGCGCGCGCCAAAUACCUCCUGUCCCUCCACGGCAUCGCCGUCGACUCCGAAGCCGCUGGAUCCGAGCCGCAGAUCGACGACCCGGAGGUGCUGAUGGCGGUGAUGGAGGCGAGGGAGGAGAUCGAGGAGGCGCGCGGGGAGGACGAGCUGCGGGGCAUCCAAGCGGAGAAUGAGGAACGGAUAAAAACGACCUUGAGGGAGAUUGAAGCGGCGUUUGCGAAACGGGAUUUGAACGCUGCGGCCCAAGCGACCACCCGGCUAAGGUACUGGCGGAAUAUCAGGACCGCGAUCGAGGAGUGGACGCCCGGGGGCCGGGUUGAGAUCAGGCAUUAGAUGAGGAGAGGAUUUGGCAUCGGACUCCCCUUACGAAGCCUGCCGCCUCUGCCCCGUCUCCUCGCCAUAGCACCAUAAUGAUCAGCGGAACCACAUCUUACAUCGAGUAGGCUAGCUCCAUCACAUUCACACGUAGCAACACGGUUCAAUGUACAUACAUUUACAUUUAGGCAUAUAUAGAUGGAAAACGCAACCCUUUGUAUCCGG
Fimicolochytrium jonesii is the source of this 1358-nucleotide messenger RNA. Its product is annotated as HSCB C-terminal oligomerization domain-containing protein. Lineage: Eukaryota; Fungi; Chytridiomycota; Chytridiomycetes; Spizellomycetales; Powellomycetaceae. Bases 249 to 1151 code for a protein of 300 amino acids. The record is from RefSeq and is a predicted model, not a curated record. Gene Ontology annotation, cellular component: mitochondrion. Gene Ontology annotation, molecular function: protein-folding chaperone binding; ATPase activator activity. Gene Ontology annotation, biological process: protein complex oligomerization; [2Fe-2S] cluster assembly. The transcript has 4 exons.